CAAUUACACACUAAGUAACACACACACACACUAAUACACGACCUGCAGCCUCGCCACCAUUUUGCGUUUAAGCUUACCAACAGCCAGGUUUAAAGGUGGAAAACAGCCUAUUUUUUCGGCAAUGGACGGGAUCGCUAGUGAUGUUGCAGUGGGCGUAAAGAGAAGUUCCGAUGAUUUACUCUCUGGAAGUCUUUACAGUAGUCCAAACACUUCAGUUAAGGCUAAUGGAAGCGACAGCAAAAAGCUGAGAGUGGAGGACAGCAUGGACAACCCGCCCUCCAGAGUCAUUCACAUUCGUAAACUCCCAAAUGAGGUUUCUGAGACAGAAGUCAUUGCCCUGGGCCUGCCCUUUGGGAAAGUCACCAAUAUCCUGAUGCUGAAAGGCAAAAAUCAGGCAUUUCUGGAGCUUGGAACGGAGGAAGCAGCGAUCACCAUGGUCAACUACUACACAGCAGUGACCCCUCAAGUGCGAAAUGCUCCUGUGUGUAUCCAGUACUCCAACCACAAGGAGCUCAAAACGGACAGUGCGCUCAAUCAGCGUGCCCAGGCCGUUCUGCAGGCAGUGUGUGCCGUUCAGGAGGGAGGUUCUCCAAGCUCAGACUCUGCGGGAGAGAGUGUGUUAAUACCACCGCCAAGUCCAGUCCUGCGCAUCAUCAUCGAUAACAUGUUUUACCCGGUGACACUGGACGUCCUGCAGCAGAUCUUCUCCAAGUUUGGUACAGUGAUGAAGAUAAUCACAUUCACCAAAAAUAAUCAAUUCCAAGCACUGCUUCAAUUCAGCGAUCCUGUAAAUGCUCAACAGGCCAAACUGUCACUGGAUGGACAGAACAUCUAUAACUCGUGCUGCACGCUGCGCAUUGACUUCUCCAAGCUGGUCAACUUAAACGUGAAGUACAACAAUGAUAAGAGUCGAGAUUACACAAGACCCGAGCUUCCUGCAGCGGACGGCCAGCCUUUCGUAGAUCCGACGAUGGCCGCUGCACUUGGCAAGGACUCCACAUCCCUGCUUGGGUCAAUCAGUCCUCUAAGUGCGGCAGCGGCGGCAGCUGCAGCAGCUGGGCGAGUCGCUCUGUCAGGACACUCUGCGGCUGGUGCAGUUCUGCUGGCCAGCAAUCUCAAUGAUGAGAUGGUUACGCCCCAAAGUCUCUUUACCCUCUUCGGUGUGUACGGGGAUGUGCAACGAGUCAAGAUCCUCUACAACAAGAAGGACAGCGCCCUCAUCCAGAUGACAGACGGAAAUCAGGCACAGUUAGCCAUGAGCCACCUGAAUGGGCAAAAGAUGUAUGGGAAGAUCAUCCGGGUGACUCUUUCCAAACACCAGACAGUGCAGCUUCCUCGAGAAGGCUUGGACGAUCAGGGCCUCACUAAAGACUUCAUCAACUCACCCCUGCACCGUUUCAAAAAACCCGGAUCAAAGAAUUUCCAGAACAUCUUUCCUCCAUCAGCCACACUCCACCUCUCCAACAUCCCUGAGAAGGUGGAUGAAGAGGACCUGAGACUUCUCUUCUCUAACUCUGGAGGCACCGUGAAAGCCUUCAAAUUUUUUCAGGAUCGCAAGAUGGCCCUGCUGCAGAUGUCAACGGUGGAGGAGGCCAUUCAAUCGUUGAUCGACCUCCAUAGCUACGAUAUGGGUCGCGGUCAUCGCCUCAGAGUCUCCUUCUCUAAAUCCACCAUUUGAAAGGCGGUGCAGCUUGCACCCAUUUCUCGACCCCUCCUCCCCGUGGAGUGUUGAGCAGUUUUAGAGUUCAUUUGGAUCAGUAAUUCCCGAAGACUAUAUUAGAAACACGCAGGCACCAUUAUUCUCUUUUUUUUUCCUCAGUCUUUCUCUUCCUGUCGUUACCCAUUGGUUGCUCCCACAACAAAAUGUGCCUUACUUAUACAAUACAGCAUAACCCCUCCCAAACCCCCACACCGUUCUUACUUUACAGGUGAUCUAGAAGUGUAGGCACAUUCCUUUGUUUGUGGUGAGGUGUUUUUGUUAGCCCUGAUUACGCCCCACUACACUGACCUGCUGUUCUGUUCUGUAGUAUCUGCAAAACCAAACUGGAUCUUUUUUUAAGGCCAAUUUUAUGGGCUUACUUUUUUGUUUCCAAACACCAUUUAGAUAUGAAUCUACUGAAUACGGGUGACAUGAUUUGAUGAACAGCCACCUGCUAUCACACAUUAUUUUUUGUAUAUCUGACAGAUUUAAUGCUGGAGACACACACACACACACACAGAGUGGGCAGUGUAGUAUAUUAAUGCAUUACAACACUUCUCCCCCCCCCCAACACCGUAGUUGUGUUAAUGUGCCCAAGGUCUAUUCAGUCAUCUUUAGUGAUCAUUAGCAAAAGCAGACAGUUAGUUUAUAUGAUGUUGUUUGUAAUCAGAUGUCAACUGAUCAUUCUGAACACCGCAAUCAACUCUUAACAAUGCAACAUGUCCUUGAAACAAACUCUAAUUAAAGAGCACUGAGGGAAUCCAUUCCUUUGUUACAGGUUGUUUUCUCAAUAUAAAAUAGUUUUUAUUAAGAUAAUGAACUGAAUGUUUAGGUUUGUAGAUGCUGUGGGUUUAAAGAGGGCAGCUAGAGAUGAAACCUUUUAAAUAAUAAGGAACAAUGACACGUUUGACUAAUUUCUACCUGGCAAACACUUUGCUAAUUAGCUUCUGUUAACUGUACAGCUACCCUAUUAUCCUUAAAUAGUUUCCCGAUGCGCAGAGAGGCAGACGAAAACCGUAUACAAAUUCUCUUUUCUAUCCAGGAUUAUGGAAGAUUGAUUCAGAUUUAUAUACUCCGAAGCAAGGUUUAAAAAUGUAUAAAUGAAAGCAGUGCCACUCCAUUUUGUGCUGAGAUGACAUCGAUUCAAUUCUUAAAGACCUGUCCUGUCAUUUUAUUUUUCAUGCAUUUGUGUGAAUCGUGCUUUUUCAGAUAGACAUCGACGUAAGAUUUAAGACAUUUUGUUGGCUGUUGACUGAAUCUGACCGCACCUCAAUCUGAUCGCUGGGCUUUGUUGAUUUCAUUGUGAAGCAUUUGAGCGCUCGUAUGUACACUACCGGUGAAAUGUUUGGAUGUACUUGCUUAUGGUGAGGUUUCUUCAUUUUGGCAUUUUCUCAACCAGGUUCAUAAAGAGCAAAAACGUCCUAUCUAGUCAGAGCCUCCUGGCUGCUUCUUCCAAGUCCUAAAUGGAAAUAAGAUGGAAAUGAAUUAGAAAUUUGUAAAAAGAUAUACAUUCUAUUCAUACUUUUGACUGGUAGUGUAGAUGAACCAUUAGGACCAAAGCUGCUGUGCCUUUUGACUUCUUUUUCUGCAUGUUGGAUCAAAGCUGUUUCAUUCAGCAUUGGGUUUUUCCAUUUCAAAAGGGGAAAACAAAUCCGGAUUUUUACCAAACAUUGAAAAAACGUGUGUGAAUUCUCCAUUGAUAUUUGCUGUGUUUGAGGCUCGGGAGGUUGUUACUCUGUUAUAAGAUUAAAGAAUCUGUGGUCUGAGGUUCAGAAUCAUGGAAGGGCUGUGUAUAUUUUCUACAUGGGUUGCGUUUUUACAUCUGUACAAAUUCAGUGUGAUUUGGAAGUGAUGCGAUUAAAAGUUCUUUUUGUCUACCAGACUCAUGCUGUAUGCUCCCUGUGUGCUUUCUCCUUCUGUAGCAUGCUCAAUAAACUCCUAUCACUCUGUAUUCACA
This is a messenger RNA of Hemibagrus wyckioides, 3656 nucleotides long. It is a transcript of the gene ptbp2b, whose product is annotated as polypyrimidine tract binding protein 2b. The coding region runs from base 122 to 1678 and encodes 518 amino acids. The record is from RefSeq and is a predicted model, not a curated record. The transcript is spliced from 14 exons. Gene Ontology annotation, cellular component: nucleus. Gene Ontology annotation, biological process: mRNA processing; regulation of RNA splicing. NCBI's taxonomy places the organism in Eukaryota, Metazoa, Chordata, Actinopteri, Siluriformes, Bagridae. Gene Ontology annotation, molecular function: mRNA binding.